Messenger RNA from Fusarium graminearum PH-1, 1038 nucleotides. RefSeq lists its product as uncharacterized. The transcript is spliced from 2 exons. The coding region runs from base 176 to 847 and encodes 223 amino acids. Lineage: Eukaryota; Fungi; Ascomycota; Sordariomycetes; Hypocreales; Nectriaceae. The record is from RefSeq and is a predicted model, not a curated record.
CCAUCCUCAACUUGAAUUCUUUCCUUCUCCUCCAUCGUGAAGCAUCAUUCGCACUCUCGCGACUCUUAUCCAGUAUCACAGACUGCAAUAGUAUCUAUUCUAGACUCUCCGUAUCUUGUAUACUCGCGCCUGUAAGCCAGACUCGCUUUACGACAACAAUUGUUACGUCAUCAUCAUGUCGGACGGAAUUGCUCCAGCUAUAGACAAAGUCGGCGCACCUGAUCCCAAGGCCCCCGAAGCCGAGGCUGGUGCUCCCACCUUGGACACAACAGCUCCUUCAGAGCCUGCCAAGUCAGAGGAGAGCAAGCCUACUGGCAGUGCCGGCGGUCUCCACGCUCCGCCGAAGCCUGUCGAGAUUGCUUCGGUUCCACAAACGCCUGUCAACAACAUGACCCCGGCAGGCGGCACUCCUCGACCUGUGCUCAACAUCGAAGAAGAGCCCAAGGAUUCGCCAAAGAACGAAGACGAGAAUGCUUUCGUCACCACCGGCGUAGAAACAACCUCUGCGCCUACCAUCUCGGAGCCAAAGGAUGUCAACGGCACUAACAAGCCCGAAGCCAACGACGUCGCCGAGGCCGCUGCUGGCGAGAAACGCAAGGCUGAAGAACCCCCUGCCGCGACUAACGGCGCUUCUGCUCCCGCCGUAGCAGAGAAGCCUGCAUCGGAAGAGCCUGUCGAGAAGAAGGCUCGCGUCGAAGACGUCGCAGAUGAGGCGACAGCCACAGAAGACGCUGCGCUAAACGGUAAGCAGGAGGGUGGCAAGACCAUCAAGAAGGAAAAGAAGGUCAUCCCUGCGGUUGGCAAAACAGCACGCAAGACGCGAAGCCAAGGACCGGUUGAAGUCUAGGAGCAAGGUUUAUAAGUCUUUCAUUGUUUUAUCAUUGCGUUUAUGAGUGUUGAGCAGAACAUUGCUCCAAGGAUGGGACGGCGAAAACGGCACGGUCGGUUAUAGGAACAGGAACAGCUUCCCAAAUUCUGCCUGAUUGGAGGUCUUACGUGUAUAUUUGUGCGUUAGGUAGCAAAACAAUGAAUAUUCAC